AUGCCCGCACAGAGCAUUCACCCCCCCACUCCGGCCGCAUCGGCGCCCAUGGUGCAGGCUCACGAUCAUGCCUUCGAGCAAUUCGGGAGCCUAGCUAAUGCGCCUGCCGCCGACUACUCAGACUCAGACUCAGACUCGCACUCAGAUUCGGAUUCGGAUUCAGAUUCUCUCGACAGUCAGGCAUCGCGGAAACGGAGGAAGACCUCCCCAGCCCAUGGCGCGGACGAGAAGGUGAGUGAUAGCGACAGCGACAGCGACGACGACGAUGACGGCCCCCGAGUCCCGAUCCCCAUUUCUUCUCUUCCGUCGCGGAUCAGGACCAAUGCCAAAUCGAAAGCGAAGGACGGCCCCACGCCCCAGGCGAACAUGGGAUCAAUUCUGGCUCCCGUCGACCAUCAGGCUACCUUCGCCUCGUUAAAUGUGAAGCCGUGGCUGGUCAACUCCUUGGCCAGUAUGGCAAUCAGAAGGCCCACCGGAAUUCAGAAGGGUUGCAUACCAGAGAUCUUGAAGGGCCGGGAUUGCAUUGGGGGGAGCAGGACCGGUUCGGGGAAGACGGUGGCAUUCGCAGCUCCAAUCCUUCAGAAAUGGGCGGAGGAUCCGGUGGGCAUAUUUGCCUUGGUCCUGACCCCGACGAGGGAACUGGCGCUACAAAUUUUCGAGCAGUUCAAGGCAAUAUCCUCUCCCCAUGCCCUCAAGGCGGUCCUGAUUACCGGGGGAUCUGAUAUGCGCCCGCAAGCAACGGCUCUAGCCCAGCGGCCACAUGUGGUCAUUGCAACUCCAGGCAGGUUGGCCGAUCACAUACGCACGUCGGGGGAAGAUACGAUCUGCGCUUUGCGCCGGGUACGGAUGGUGGUUCUCGAUGAGGCGGACAGGCUGCUGGCGGGCGGGGCAGUGGGCAGCAUGCUACCGGAUGUCGAAGAAUGCUUAAUGAUUCUUCCUCCCCCGGCGAAAAGGCAGACUCUUCUUUUCACGGCCACCGUGACUCCCGAGGUUCGGGCACUAAAAGAACGUCCCCAAACCCCAGGAAGGCCGCCGGUGUUCGUCUGCGAAGUCGACACCGAGAAACUCGCAAUCCCCGCUUCUCUUAACCAGAUGCAUCUGCAGGUCCCAGUCACCCAUCGAGAGCACUACCUACACAUGCUCCUGCUCACAGAUCGCAACCUCCCGAAAUCGGUGAUAAUAUUCUGCAAUCGGACCUCGACCGCCGACUUCCUAACCCAUCUACUACGCCUGCUGGAGCAUCGGGUUACGGCCCUGCACUCAAAGCUUCCACAGCGGCAAAGGAUCGACAAUCUGGGCCGCUUCCGGGCCUCCGCUGCGAGGAUCCUCGUGGCAACAGAUGUUGCCGCCCGUGGGUUGGAUAUUCCUGAGGUAGGAUUGGUCGUCAACUAUGACAUCCCUCGUGACCCGGAUGACUACAUUCAUCGGGUUGGUCGAACGGCUCGAGCGGGGAGGAAGGGCGAAUCGGUCACAUUUGUCGGACAGCGAGAUGUGCAGCUUGUCCAGGCAAUUGAGGCGCGGGUCGGGAGGCAGAUGGAGGCCUGGGAAGAGGAGGGCGUGAAUUUGGAGACCAGGGUGAUUAGGGAAGCGUUAAAACUGGUGGGAGAGACGAAGCGGGAGGCCAUGCUGGAGAUUGAAGAAGGGAGAGAGGUUGGGGGCAAGCGGAAAAGGGGCAUGAAGAAGCUAUAA
Molecule: messenger RNA, 1689 nt
Organism: Venustampulla echinocandica
Lineage: Eukaryota; Fungi; Ascomycota; Leotiomycetes; Helotiales; Pleuroascaceae
Product: putative ATP-dependent RNA helicase dbp8
Exons: 2
Coding region: 1-1689 (562 amino acids)
Molecular function (GO): RNA helicase activity; ATP binding; nucleic acid binding
Source: RefSeq, a predicted model, not a curated record